AUGUCCGUUCCCAACGUACCGAUUUGCCGGAUUUGCCUUUCGAACGAUGAGCUACAGGUUUCCUUGUUCAGUGAAUACGCGCAACGGAAGCUAUUGCUUACGAAGAUACGGGUCUGUUUGCCAAUAACAAUCACCCACGCUGAUACGUUGCCGGUGACCAUCUGCAGCCAGUGUAUCAUUCGGUUGGAACAAUUCUACGAAUACUACUGCAAAUCGGAAACGUCACAACGAAUUUUAACGGCAGGCAAUGGUAAUCUGGGUGAUUCAACUCGCCGUAGGACACAUGGCGAGAGUUCCCAGGUUAAUGCGACACUGUCCAGGAAUGGAGCUACACCCAGAAUAAGCACGAGAACGUGCGCAGUGUCUGAGCAAAACGGGCAUGGUUCCAUGUCGAUUGCCGACCAGAUGGAUCCGAUCCUUACGCUGUCACCACAAGUAACACGACCAGCUGUUUCGUGUGAGAUGCAAACCCCUCGGGCCUCGAUGUCUCCUCUACCAACGUUGAGCUUUUUGCGGCACGUAUCGAAAGACAGGACCAAACGAAAGUCGAAGAAAGCUUCGACACAAAAUGAAUUUAAAAAAUUUGUAGGAACAGGUUAAUAAAUGAGAAUGACUUUGACAAUAAAUAGUUA
Anopheles moucheti is the source of this 632-nucleotide messenger RNA. RefSeq lists its product as uncharacterized. Gene Ontology annotation, molecular function: zinc ion binding. The transcript is spliced from 2 exons. The record is from RefSeq and is a predicted model, not a curated record. Lineage: Eukaryota; Metazoa; Arthropoda; Insecta; Diptera; Culicidae. The coding region runs from base 1 to 600 and encodes 199 amino acids. Gene Ontology annotation, cellular component: nucleus.